GCCUAAGCCACACACCGCCCCACCCCCCGCCCAAUCGGCUGCGCAGCCCGCCUUCCCCGUCGCCCCGUCAACCGCAGUAAAUAAAAAAGCCAGUGGCUGGGCCAACGAGCUCGUCACCAGCAGGCAGCCUGUGCCCUGUGUUAGUUAUACGAGAGGCUGGCGAUACCUCCCUUUUCCUUCUUCCUCUUUUCUACCCAGCCAUUCGAAUUUAACGACAAGUUUAAACCUUGGAAAGAAAUUUCUAGGCAAGUUUGUUCCUCCUCAUACACACUUCACCUAAACAUCUACAUUCCAUUGCACGACUCGUCCCCCCCAAAGUCUCACGUACCCCGUCUUAGGUAUUCCGAUCUAGCAUUCCAGCGUUCGCUCGAGACACCACGUUUUUUUAGUUUGUCGGGAAUAGGACAACUCGACUCGACGUCAGCGCAUCGCCGACGACUACUUGGCUUCCCUUCGAGCAAGCCGCUCCCUCUACGGGGGACAGCGCCCCGUGUUUGAUUUCCUUUCCGCCGACGAUUCACAAUGCCUCGCUUCCAAUUAGGAUGGGGCCCGUACAUCCCGUUCCUGGGAUACCACCAUGUCCUGAUGAUCUUGGUGGGCGUGGCCAUUAUUCUGCUCUCUCUACUCCUCGCGGGAUGCUCGUCGUCAUCACCUCUUAUCCCAGACAUCUUCCUCAUCUCGCUCUAUUACAAACACUACGAGGCCGUGCCGGACACAGCGCAGGUCGACUACAACGUGCACACUGCCAUUGAGAACAUUGUCCACGGAGCCUCGCUACAGGCUCGUGUUGGUUACUUUGGUAUCUGUGUCAACCCGGACGGCGGCUCGUGGCUUUGCAGCAACAAUGCAACGGCCCUGGCCAAGGAGGUGUCUGUCGACCAGGAUCCGCUCAACUUGAUCUGGCUGGCAUCCCAGUUUAAAGACAUGAUUGUGUUCCCUUAUCUUAUCAUCAUUGCCGUUCUCUUCGCCUUCUUCUGCGUCCUUUUGCUCGCCACUUUCCCUUCGUGGUAUGAGGAGGAAGACUCCGAGGGCUCCGAACGAGUCGUACACGCCAUCCCGUCACGCGCCGUCUCGCAAGUUGCGCUCGCCAUCAUUUUUGUCUCGUCCAUCUUUAUUCUAGUCUCGGUGCUGUGGCAACACACGGCAUCAGUUGCGGCGGCAGUCAUUGCUCAAGACUUUGGCAAUGGCUCCGUCAAGAGUGGUGUCGGAACAAGUGCCAUGGUCAUGGGCUGGUUCUCGUUUGCACUGUUGAUUAUAGUAACAAUCGGUCUCAUUGUCACCAUCUUAACAAUUAGCGUCGUCAACGAUCUGGUCUAAAAAGCUCAACAACUUUUAGACUUGGUUGUGGUCAUCGCUGUUUUGUUAUUUGCUUGUCUUUUCAAAGCGUUGGUAUUUUUGAGAUUGAGCUUUUUACCAUUUUCACGCACACAUAUUCACGUCAGGUACAUGCGAACAUGUUUAUAUGCAGAGACCAGAUCCGACACACCCCCCGAUAGAAAAACACGACGAACGAGCGCAUCAUUACGGAGUUAUCGCGAGGCGUUUGCCUGGAAUUCAUGGGCUUGUAAAGAUUGCACAUUGGCCACUUUUUACAAGUCUAUGAUGGCGAGGCAAUGAUUUUAUUUGACAUUUUUUUUUGAAAUUGAACGCACAUGACUAUUUACGGCUUAAUAUUGAUUGGACAAGAUAUCCACCCGCUGUUGUCUGGUCGAUGCAGCAGUAUUGAUGCUGUUUGGCAAAGGCUAGUUUUGUUGUAUAAUUAUUUGCAAGGAUAAGGGAAUUUAUUGAAUAGACUGUGAAUUGGACUUUUGUUUUGGGGAACACAAUAUUUUUCUCUUUCAAAUUCGGCGGUAACGCAUCAGUGAUGUAUGUCUGUAGAAACAAGAGCCGCAGAGUGUGUACAAGUUGUAUUGGUUAAAUAUAUAUAAACAACAAUCUUUUAUUAAUAACAGUAGCGUAUGUGCUUUUUAUGCAUCGAUUCUGCGGAACGGAUGUGCUUCCGUGUUGAGAACCCAUUCGUCCAGGCUAAUGAGGUUCGUCUCCGCAAAUAACAGAUAAUAGUACUUGAGAGUCUCGGCAAUCCAAAAGCUUUCCAUCUCAUCCUUCAUCUUUGGCUCAUCCGACAAGACAUUAUCAAUGGCGCUGUGAGCCAAUGGUGUCUUGACAGCCGCAAUGGUAGCCUCCCACAUUUUCCAGCCCUUUUCCAUCCACAUGGGAUCGCCGGUGAUACGAUACAUGUACCAAACGGAUUCGAUAGCCUCUGGUCUGAGAAUGUAUUGUUUUGAGCCGACUCGGGUGUAUCCAGGCGGCAGUUUCUGGGUCUUGAGCUUUUCCUCCACAAAUUCCUCAUGGGACUGUGGACGCUCAGGAAUAAUGUCCUCCUCUUCCUCUGAGCUCGCUGGCUUUUCAACAGUAACAGGGUCGUGUUGCUUGGUCUUCGAGGGAGUGACAGAUUCAUCCUUUGAUUUCGUCGUGGCUCCAUCCUCUUUGCUGGUUGCUGCUUGGCUCUUCUUGGGCUUGUCCAGCUCUGUUGGGUCGGGGAUGGCCGCACGUUUGCUCUUGGAGUUCUUCUUGGAGUCUUUGCUUGAGGCCACCUUGGACGACUUGCCAUAUUUCGCUUCCCAUUCUUCAACUUCUGAGUCGCGAUACUCUUUGGAGCUAUCGAGCUCGAGGUACCAGGCGGUUUGGUUGAACUCGCACUUCUCCAUCGUCGGACAAGACAUCAACUCGGCGCCUUCAGGCAUGAUGCCUGUCGCAGUUGAUUGGUAGGCCCAGACGCAGCCAUCUGUCAACUGCCUAGCGGUCUCAAGAUCCUGAUCACGGCCAAAGAUCUUUGCCCCCAAGCCGUACAUGCCACCGAUGAAACACGUCAAAUGGGCAAGCUCGUAUGUGGGCACCAUAUCCUUCUUGGGUUCUCCAGCAGUAGAGAUUUUGGCUGGGAAUAGGAUAUCCCACUUCUCAUCCUUGAUCAUGGGACGGAACAUCAACCAACUGUUGACGGCCUCCACAGUAUCCACAUACAGCUUCUUGUAUUUUGGUUCAAGGCCACCAAGUAGAAUGUACUCCUUGGUAAAGUAUUCGUAUGCCGAGUCUUGUCCACCACCCAUGUGAAACUUUUGAGUGUAAACGCUACCAGGAGCAAAACCCUGAGGAAUACACUCCUCGUCCUCAGUCACCCUAGUAGCCGGAGGGACAGCCUCUCUAUGCACGGGCAUAUGUGGUUCUGGAACCUGUUCGGCUGCCUCAACUGGCUUCUUUUUAGCAGGAGCAGGAGCAGGAUCUGCUGUCUUAAUGGCAGGAUAUUCCUCGGGGAUGGCGGCGCGCUUUUCAAUUCUGUCAUCAGCCGAGUGUGGUCGUUGCUUGCUACGGUCGACAGCAGCAUCGCCAUUGUCUCUCGGGAGUUCGACAAAGUCGGAAGAGUCAUCUGCUUUACGCGCGGCUGGCUUCGUCUUUUUGGCUUCAGACUCUUCACUCCUCUUAAGAUAGAGAGCUGUCUGGUUGCAGCCGCUCAUGUCAAUACUUUCAGGGAACAAUCCGGGGAUGGCGGUGCCAGACUCUUGGAACUGAAUUAGGUUAUCAGUAAUUCGAUCAAUCGCGUCGUAGUACUUGUUUGCUCCGGUGAGCUGAGCUAGGCGUGUAAACUCCAUGGAGAGCGUUCCCAGCUCUGCCACUCCGCCAGUCGUAGCCGAAUGAGGCAGAGAGACUGAAUCAGGCUGCCAGUUGUAGUAAAGGAUGGGCAUUCUGUUUGGAGUAUCGAAAACGCCAAAUAGGAUUUCCGCUAGCUCAACAGCCUUGUCCAGCAGAACCUUGUAUUUGUGUUCACUGAUAUCGUAGGCGGCAAGUAGACCACCCAGGUAUCGAAUGACAGUCUCAAACACACGGAGCUGGUGGGUUGGCGUAGUAGUGAAGUCAAUGGUCGCGAUGUACUUUACAGCAUCCUCGAAUUCAGGGCGCAUGCCUGCGAUCCAAAGGGUAUCAAGAGAAUCCACCAUGGUGGCUGCCCAGCUGGCAAAUGGGUCUCUGGUUUUGCCGUUGACGGGUCGGAGUUCGUCAUGGCCCCAAGCAUACUCGUGGUAGGCAGUCCAUGCGUGCUUGAUUUCGGCCUUGAUCUGGUUGAGGCGCUGCAAGCGUCUCUGCUUAGCGCCCUCGGUCUCCGAACCAAAGUCGUGCUGAAUCCUGGGCAGCUUUGCGGGCUUGCCCGUAGGGAGAUGUCUAAUGGACUCUGUCGGGAGCGGGUAGUGCUCAGGGAGCUUCUUCCAGUGAAUCUUACCAUCAUCGGGCUUAGCACUGGUUGAGUCUUUAGAAUUCGCAGCGUCCUUUCCUGCGCUGUUAGGCUUAGCUUUAACUUCGUCAUCGAGGGGGAUCUGAGCCUUGUCAGCUUUGGCGGGCUGGUUGCCUUUGGACGUGUCCUUGGCAUCGACCGUGUUCUCCUUUUUCGGUGGCUUGUCUGUCUUUUCGGAUGUGACUUCUUUUUCGACAGGCUUUGGCUUUGGCGGCGGGCUGAUUGGCUUUUGGACAUCAGCUGGUCGCUUGUUCUCCAAUGGCCUGCUGUCUACCAAGACCUUCUCUUUAGAGCUAGCCUCCUUCUUUGGGGGCAAGGAGACCGGGUGCUCUGCCCUCUGUUCGACGGUAUUCUGGGCAACAUGGUAUAGCAUAAACACGAUAACUAGAGCCACGACAGCCAGGAGUCUGUAUCUUCGUCUCGGCAUUGUAGCGAAAAUGGUUUGGCGAGAUCGGAUUAUCGGUGGUGGUGUAGAGGGGGGACGGGAAGCAGCAGCAGCUAGUGUCGAGUAUUACGAGAUGUCAUGCGUAACCAAAAUAUAUGCGCUUCUUGGACUUGUUGAUAAUUCUUCACGGAACCGGGAGAGGCUGUCGAUGUCGUCAAAGGGGGAAAUCCGUUCGGCUGGAGGAUGCACACGCACAGAUGUUCGAAGAAAAGGGAACAGCGACAAAGGGUACAAUGGAAAUAAGGCGAAUGAAAAGAAAACCAGAGAAUGAUGAUGAUGGAAGCGAAACGAAAAUACAAAAAUGAUGAUGCCCUCGUUUCAAACGAAUAAACAAGAAAGAAAGAAAAUCUGUUGAAGAAGAGGGAGGGUUAUGUCUUUUUGGGAUGGAGAAAAGGAAUGACUGGACGAGAGGGGGUGGACAGCAAGAGAGGCGAUCGGCCAGUGUGUGUUGAAC
This is a messenger RNA of [Torrubiella] hemipterigena, 5181 nucleotides long. Lineage: Eukaryota; Fungi; Ascomycota; Sordariomycetes; Hypocreales; Clavicipitaceae. The record is from the annotation of a GenBank genome assembly.